GUGUCUCGUCUACCCCCUGCACGUACGGCAACAUGUAUUUCUUUUACCCUGCACCUAAUCCACCCCCGCCGUUCUAACUAUAUAGAUGUAAUCGUCAUUUAUAGGUGUGUGUGUGUGUGUGUAAGUAUAUACAUUGCACGUUUCGGAGCUCGGAGCUUUUGAUAAUUAUAUACUUACUUACGCGAAAUACUCAUUAUUAGCAUUGUGUGUAAUAAAAGUAGUUCAGGGAGUGGAUUUUGCAUCAUUUGCGGGUCAUUACAGGCUUAAAUAAUAUACGUAAUAAGUAUUACAAAGUAUUAGUUGAGCAAAGGAGGACGCGACAGUGGGCACUAAAGACUCUUAGAUAGAAAGAGGAAGAGAAGAGAAGAGAGAGAGAAACGAAACAUAUCUUUGCUGCGACGGAUAUACGCCUAUACGCAGCCAGUCGUGGGGUCGUCGCGGGGAGAAGAGAAGUGCACGGAAAAUAUAUCUUCUUCAGCGGCCAAGGGGGGCCUGCAGUUGUAAUAAUCAGAAUAAUGGAGGAGGAGCUGUACGUUGUUGGUGUUGCUUCGGUUAGGACGCCGCCGUCGCGACUAAGUCCUCAUCGGCCGUACUUAUGAGGGAAUAAGAGUGAUCGUAGUAGCUAGUGCGUACAAGUACCUAUACAAUAAGAAGGGAGGAAGAAGACUGCCCCAGUGCCAAGCCAAGGCAUCGAUGAUGGUGGUAACAACGACGAUGACAACGUCGUCGUGCAGGGUCGGGCUUACGUGGAUGUGUGUGUUUCAAGUAACUGGUAACUAGCUGUGCCAGCAAUUAGAUUGUAACAAAGAGAUAAAAUAAAGUGCAAAAGUUCGGUUGAUUCGUUCCAAUAACUGCGGAAAAAAACAAGAGAGUCUCAUCGACGAAUAUUAGGUUCUUGUGUUUGUUGUUGCUCUCAAAGCUGGUGGUGAUCGUUGGUAGUAGUGUCUCUUCUCGAGGAAGUGUGUCGACGCCGUCUCGGGGCGCCGGCGAACGAGCGAGCGACGACGUCGAUCAAAGUGGCUCCCACGGAGCAGCAGCAGCAGCAGUGCGCCGAUCGACGCAGCAUUGCAGCAGCUGCAGCUAGUAGCGGUGGUAGUAGCAUUAAAAUUGGCUCUAACACGGAGCCCGCAAUGGUCAUCCGGUCAGAUGGUGGCAGCAGUGAAAGCCCACUUCUUGUAGAAGAGGGUGAGGCUGUUGGCCAACCACAUGGUCCAAAUAACAAACACACUCACAGCCACAGCCAUGUUCAUCCUCUUCAUGGUCAACAGAGCCAUCACCAUGAUAAGCCCAAAUAUGGGGAAUUAGUCCUACUUGGUUGCAAUGGACAUCUUCCAAAUGGUGAUCGCGGACGAAGACGAAGUAAAUUUGUGUUGACACUGCGGGACAAACCCAACGGAGUAAAACGUAGUAGGCAUUAUGUCGUGAAAACACCCCACUGCUCUCAAGCCAUUUUAAACACGAAGCAACAUUCGAUUAGCUACACGUUAUCGAGAACGCAAGCUGUGAUUGUGGAGUACACAGAGGACGACGAAACAGACAUGUUUCAGGUCGGACGAUCUUCCGAGCAGCCAAUAGACUUCGUUGUGAUGGACACUACUCCCGGUGGCGAGGUAGUUGCUUCGAACGAAGGAAGAGUUGCUCAGAGUACCAUCAGCAGGUUUGCGUGUAGAAUUAUCGCGGAUCGCAACGAACCCAAAGUUGCCAGAAUCUACGCAGCUGGUUUCGACAGCUCCAGAAAUAUUUUCCUGGGGGAAAAAGCUACAAAGUGGCAGGAGAGUCGAGAGAUAGAUGGUCUAACGACCAACGGCGUACUGAUCAUGCACCCGCGAGGGCAAUUCUGUGGAGGCGAGGCUGAGUGUGGCUACUGGCGAGAGGUCAGCGUAGGUGGAGGUGUCUUCUCAUUGCGCGAAAGUAGAAGCGCACAGCAGAAGGGCCAUGUUGUCGAGGAUGAGGACAAUAUCCUGAAAGACGGUACUCUCAUUGAUUUAUGCGGUGCAACUCUUUUGUGGAGGUCGGCUGAAGGCCUUGCAAAAUCACCGACCAAGCACGACUUGGAAGAACUGGUGGAUGCCAUAAACGCAGGGCGACCGCAGUGCCCCGUUGGUUUAAACACUCUUGUGAUACCGCGGAGGGCUGCCUCGGAGUCCGCUCAGCAACAGCCUUACGUUUACCUUAAAUGUGGCCACGUACAGGGCCAUCAUGAUUGGGGUCAGGAAAAGGACAAAGCCACGCGCAAAUGCCCAAUGUGUUUCGUCGCUGGCCCAAUCGUCAAACUCUGCAUGGGAAUCGAACCAGCGUUUUACGUUGACAGCGGCCCGCCGACUUAUGCGUUCAGUCCGUGUGGACACAUGGCGACCGAGAAAACUGUAAAAUAUUGGGAAAAAGUAGCAAUUCCACACGGCACAAACGGCUACAUUGCCAUUUGUCCAUUCUGCGCAACACCAUUGGAAGGAUCACCAGGAUACGUAAAACUAAUAUUCCAAGAUCAUGUAGACUAAAAUGAUUCAUACGUGCCGUGAGCUCGUAAAAAAAGCUCUGUACAGAAGUCACUAUUUUUUUUUUUUUUUUUUUUAUCUCGUUUCUUUACCUCGACUAUGUCUUUUUUAAAUCGAGGUAAUAAUAAUAGAGCCUUCUCGUGCAUAAGUUAUUGGAAAAAAAAUCUUCGAAUUUUACCGUUAAGUAGAAUGCCACAAGUUAUUAAACGCUUAGUUGUCUCAACCGGCAUAUGCAGAUUGUUUUUUAAUAAGGCUAUUGACAGUGUUAUAUCUGCCAUAACAAAAGAUAAACACUUUUACAGCUAUCUCGCUUAGUUCAAGCCGAAGAAUUUUUAAUAUUAAUAUUAAAUGUAAAAGUGCAACUUGAAUUAAAUUAUGUCAAAGGAGAAAAAAAAUUUUUUUAACAAAUGUGUCGUUACAAUAAUCGCAUAUAUUUUUUUAUAUAAAUAAAGUGGUAUUAUAAUGAACUAAAUAAACCAAAUCAACUUUAAAUGAUUAUUGAUUACCAGUGUUCUUUGGUUCGUAUUUUAAAUUUGUAAUGCUUAGGACUCUACUGUUAUCAAACUCAUUGAUUAAUUAUUGGUAGUAACGAUUAAUUUUGUUAGGAAAAUUUUUCAUUGCUACUCUGAUGAUUAGGUAGAAGCCUUAAACUAUAGAUUUAUUUGAAACAAAUUAUCGAUAUAUGUACAAAGAAGCUGUGUUCUUUACAAUAACCUGAUGGGCUUCGAAUAAUCUUAGCCAAAGACUCCAUCAAUUUUUUAUAACUUCCAGGAUGUAUAUUUGCAAAUUUGCAUUCCACUGAAACUUCAUAGACUAUUAUACUUAUUAUCCAUUAUUUAUGAUUUU
Messenger RNA from Copidosoma floridanum, 3341 nucleotides. It is a transcript of the gene Pli, whose product is annotated as E3 ubiquitin-protein ligase pellino. The record is from RefSeq and is a predicted model, not a curated record. Gene Ontology annotation, molecular function: protein binding; ubiquitin protein ligase activity. NCBI's taxonomy places the organism in Eukaryota, Metazoa, Arthropoda, Insecta, Hymenoptera, Encyrtidae. Gene Ontology annotation, biological process: protein polyubiquitination; regulation of Toll signaling pathway.